This is a messenger RNA of Paramuricea clavata, 2587 nucleotides long. The record is from the annotation of a GenBank genome assembly. NCBI's taxonomy places the organism in Eukaryota, Metazoa, Cnidaria, Anthozoa, Malacalcyonacea, Plexauridae.
UAUUUGUUUGUACCCUAUGUUUCAGACCCAGCAUUAUGGAAGCUGGCCAAACACCAUCGCACAGUAUCAUGUCCAAACACUCCACUAUCUCGUCACUCCAGUAUAGAAGAACAAUCUGAAAUAUCCACAGCUCGUCAUAAAGAUCAUCAAACCCACAGAAGAUCGUGGUCUACCAGUUCAAUAAAAAAUAUCUCUAGUGGUGAGUAUCCAUCCGUUAGAAAACAACUGUGUCAGUUGAUUAACACUGGUUUACAUUGGCAAGUUUCUGAUUAGACAGCUUUAUUGGGAACUGAUUACUUCACAAUACACACACACAAAUAAAUUUGUAAGGAUUUGUAAGAAAUGUUUGAUGCAGGCUUUUAGCCAGAAGGCCGUCCAGGCGUCCUGGGACGCCCCUAGAACGAAAAAUGGACGCCUUUGGACGUCCAAAUUCUGGGGGAAAAGGGAAAUUAUUUUAAAUUAUUUCCGUAAGUAUAUUAAUAUAUCUGAAACGAAAUAGCUUCAAUUCUCAUUAUUAUUAUACAUUUGACAUUUUGAUCAAUUUGAUGGUGUACCAGGAUGAAUGAAAAUGUCAUAAUUAAGUAAAGAAGCAUAGCGGCACAAACUUACAACGCCAAGUGUGUUUGAAAAAUUUCGAACGAGCUUGGAACAGAUACUGACAUGAAGUGACGUAAACUUCAAAAGUUUUCAGAGGAACGUUUUCUCGAACCCUUUACUGUGGAUGUAUUGUUAUACCAAAAUUGGACGCCCUCUUUUAGGACCCUGGCUAAAAGCCUGGUUUGAGGGAACCGUUUCAAUGUUAAAUACUGAGUCAUUUCCCUCAAACAUUUCUUACAAGUCCUUCAAAACGUAGAAUUUGCCGAUGCAAAAUUCCUACUGUGAUCACAGAAACUUUGAUAGGGUAAACCAGGCUUCAGUUAAUAGUCACAUUUUUUAAACAAAUUUGUUCAACUUUUUAAUAGGAAUAUCAAGAGUUUCCUGUAAUGUUAUAAAAAAUUUAUACUACUGGUUGUCGUCAUUGGAAUGGCUAUUUAAAAGGUCAGUUUUCUAAGACUUCGUGUUUAUAAGUUGUACUCCAUAUGGUGCAGUUGUACACGGAUUAUAGUGAUGUCCAGGAAUUCUUGGUAAUAGUCCACCUAACAUAAUCUUGUUAAUUCAACCACAGCGGCCCAAAUCUCGCAAGGGUCAGUAUAGUAAUGUAUAUUAUAGUAAAAAAUGUGAUAAAAUAUAAAUUUUAAAAUGAUAUUGACUUCAGCCUAUUUGAUAGUGUGUGUUCUCCUUUUAUUCCUCUUUUGUUGGACUAAUAUUUUCCGAGACUUGGUACUCGAUGAUACUAAUAUACAUACUAUCGAGUGCAAAUCUCGGAAAAUAUUAGUCCAACAAAAGAAGAAUGAAAGGAGAACACACACUAUCGAAUAGGCAAGUCAAUUUCAAGUGCAUUAAUCAUGUUAUUUUUUUUUCCUUCAGAAAUAAAUUCAGUACGGAAAACUUUUUAUUGAUAUCUUCAUUUUUGUAAGUUAUCAACAAUUUAUUAAUUCAAUCAACUGGUAUGCAAAACCGGUCAAACAGAUUUAAAUAUUUUGCAAUUAUGGUUAAUUAAUGUUGGAAGAAACCAAAGUUUUCGAAAUCUCUGAAUUUUGAUUUUAUUUACUUUUAGUGUAAUUUUAUUAUUGAUAUCAACGUACGUUUUAAUGGAUCGGAUUGCGAAGUUGGAAGAUCGUUUUCACCGAACUCUACCUGGUUCUGACCAAAAUUUAAUGUACGUUUUUCUGAAUUACAAGUUGUUGUUAUGCCUCCUAAGUUAUUGUAUUCAAAUUGAAUUCUCAAAAAGUGCCAGCAGGGUAUCAAAAGUACAGUUCGCUUCUCAAACAAAGUGAUUUGUGCCUGAACUACCUUGAAAAGCAAACAUCUCUCUAACUCCUGAAGAAGAUACAAACCGCGGCAGCUUUUCGUAGAUUACUACCUACACUGGACCACCACGUUUGAAAUAUUUUUUUCAGGUAGUUCAAACGCAAACCACGACAGCUUGUUGUAGAGUACCAACUACACUGGGCCAACACGUUUCUGAUAAAAUAUUAGUGUGAAUACAUUUUUCAUUUUCUAUCAACAGAACUGACAAACAAUCCGAGGGAUUAAGAUUCGAUGAGACAAGAUUUCACCAAAAAACUCAAAGGUAAUGUAUUUAAUAUUUAAUUCUAAUAUACAAGAGUUUAUUUUAGAAGUGCCAGGGAUGUGGGGAAAAUGUAUAGAAAUGGUUAAAAGGAAUAAAAUUGUAUAUAUUGGAAAUAUUAAAAAGUAGAUAUAAAAAUACAUAAAUUAUCUAAAAUAACAACGAGUUGUUUCAUAUCUUUUAGAUUUAACCAAGCAUUAAAAGAUUUAAUUUUAUCAGUUGAAAAUGUUAGUAUCUCGUUUUUUUCUUGAUAUUUUACAAUAAUGCUUAGAAUAUGAGCCACAUCGCUUUAAAAUUAUCAUAUGCUUUUCAUUUAAUUAAUCAAUUAGUAAUUAACCUUCAUUAAUUAACCCACAGGUUCAAUCAAAACUAAAACUGAUUAAAGAUGAGUUGGGAGAACCAACGGACGUUCGUUAA